Molecule: messenger RNA, 1941 nt
Organism: Solanum tuberosum (potato)
Lineage: Eukaryota; Viridiplantae; Streptophyta; Magnoliopsida; Solanales; Solanaceae
Product: proline transporter 2-like
Exons: 8
Coding region: 154-1473 (439 amino acids)
Source: RefSeq, a predicted model, not a curated record
AAGGAGGUGAUUUCUCAUGUUAUUUCCAGUCCUCCUUUUGAAGUUGAAGUUCCUCAAACUCUUCAUCAGAUUGGCCAAGAGGACAUCAGUUGAAGGAAGUAGCUCCAUCAAUUUGUUUUAAUUUAUCCAAAUAUUUGUGCAAGAAAUUUAAAUAUGGGAGAAGAGAAGGAGGUGAUGUCUCAUGUUAUUUCCAAUCCCUCUUUUGAAGUUGAAGUUCCUGAAACUCUUCAUCAGAUUGGCCAAGAUUCAUGGUUUCAGGUGGGACUUGUUCUCACGACUACUGUCAAUUGUGCGUAUGCACUAGGAUAUGCUGGCACAAUCAUGGUUCCUCUGGGUUGGAUUGGUGGUGUGACUGGUAUGGUUUUAUCUACAAUCAUAUCAUUAUAUGCCAGUACCCUUAUGGCAAAGAUCCAUCAAUAUGGAGAAAAAAGGCAUAUCAGAUAUAGAGAUCUUGCAGGAUUUAUGUAUGGAUACAGAGCUUAUGUCAUUGUUUGGGGAUUACAGUAUGCAAAUCUUUUCUUGAUAAAUAUUGGAUUCAUCAUUUUGGGUGGACAAGCCUUAAAGGCUUUCUAUCUUCUCUUUAGGGAGGAUCAUGAGAUGAAGCUUCCAUACUUCAUCAUAAUCGCAGGAUUAGCGUGCGUGAUUUUCGCUGUUUCUGUGCCCCAUUUGUCAGCUCUAGGUGUUUGGAUGGCAGUUUCCACAUUCCUCAGUAUAGUGUAUUUCUCAAUAGCCUUUGCUUUGUGUCUUAAAGAUGGUAUUAAUGCUCCUCCUAGGGACUAUAGCAUUCCAGGAUCCUCCUCUAGUAGAGCUUUUACAACUAUUGGUGCAGCUGCAAGUCUUGUUUUUGUAUACAACACAGGAAUGAUCCCAGAGAUCCAGGCUACUGUAAGAGCACCUGUUGUUGACAACAUGUUGAAAGCCCUGUAUUUUCAGUUUACUAUAGGAGUUGUGCCGGUGCAUGCUGUUACUUACAUGGGGUAUUGGGCGUAUGGAUCUAAAUCAUCAUCUUAUUUGCUCUACAAUGUCAGUGGCCCUGUUUGGCUGAGGGGAUUAGCCAACAUUGCUGCUUUCUUCCAAUCCAUCAUUACGUUGCACAUAUUUGCAAGUCCAACAUACGAGUAUUUGGAUACUAAAUAUAGAAUAAGUGGAAGUGUAUUGGCUUUUCGGAACCUGUCAUUCAGAACAGUAGUUAGAGGUGGUUAUCUAGCGAUUACCAUUUUUCUAUCUGCUCUGUUACCUUUUCUUGGAGAUUUCAUGAGCUUCACCGGUGCUAUCAGUACAAUUCCACUCACAUUUAUUCUUCCAAAUCACAUGUACAUUGUUGCUAUGAGGAAGCAAAUUUCGUCAUUACAAAAGAGCUGGCACUGGUUCAACAUUCUCUUCUUUAGUUGUAUAGCUGUUGCUGCAUUAGUUGCUUCUGUAAGACUUAUUGCCAUGGACUCAAAAACUUACCAUGCGUUCGCAGAUUUAUAACUCAUUCGAGUUUACCUGGAUGAGAAUGUCUCUCAUGUUUAUGUUGUUAGUUGUAUUCAAACAUUGUAGCUUCUCUAUUAGAAAUAAGAGAUUUAUGACUUUCCCCAUCAAGUAGUUGGAUGUAUGCAGUUCUAAUUAGUUUUCAGAUUGGUAGUGUCAUAUGUGAAAGGAAUGUUGAGAACAUUCUAUCUAGACUUUUGGACCAAACUGCAGUUCGAAUUUAAGCAUUUUGGCCCCUCAGCUAUUCCCCAGGGCCAAAUCAUUGAGUAUCAAUUAAAAUGUUUUUGCACUAACAUAGGUUGUGGUGGAAGUGUGGAAUUGUUCCACUUUUAGCCAGAGGUCUCGGGUUUUCAGUCUUUGAUAUGAAGAAAAUCUUGUUGGAAGCACCACCUUCUGAAUGGGCUCUGUAUUCUACAAUCCAAAUUUAGUCGGAGAUUCAAUGCAAACACCAGACACCGGAUAGAAAUU